AUGGCUGCAAAGCAAGCUGCCACUGCCGCUGCCGCUGCCGCCAAACCCUACAUCGAAUAUUCCAGGGCUCUGGGUUUGAAGGCCAUCAAGGGCGUGACAGCAUUCCAAGUCAGAUAUACGGACCUCCACGCCUACUCUAUUACGAGCGGGCGCUUCGCUCCUGGGUACCCGACUCUCCAGCAGAUAUAUGCAGACAGGAAAUAUAUGGUUAGAACCGACCCCUUCUGGUGGUCUUGCGUGGCUAGGAAGGACACUGGCUUUGCGAAGAGUGUUGUGAGGAGUUGGAGUGCUAGGAGGGUGAGGAAUGCCCUUGGGGAAUCGCUGGCCAAGAAGGGAUUUGCUAAAGACGGCGCACGCCUGGAGAAAGGGGCGGGCAAGCAUGAUCUGUACGGCUCCGCACAGCUUACUCCAACUGCUCUUUGUCUGAGGAUGCCAUAUACAGAGCUGGUGAAGCAGACAGAUAUUGCUGUGGAGUGGUUCAUGGGUGCUCGGGAAGAGAGGCUUCAUAAGGAAGAAACGCAACGCAAGAAACAGCCAGUAGCCCAUCGCCUGGGAAAUACAGCUGCAGCGACGAAACCUGCACUACACUGGCAAGAAAGGGGCAAAACUACAAAGAACUGGAAGCCUCGAAAGAAGUUGGUUUUACCAUCUGUCUACUCUGUGAACAGCCUUGCGCAGCUCGAGUACAACAAACAAACAAGGGGCGCAAGGCUGGUCCAAGCUUCUGGAAUUCCAAGCACGUCCCAACUUUCCUUGUCGCAUCCAACAACGUAUUCGAAGUAUCGCAGACAAAACCCCGGACUGUCUACAAACACAACCACAAUCACAACAAUCACCAUGUUAAUCUCAUUGACCGUGGGAAAGGUUGAUGCAGGCGUCGCCGUCUUGCUGACCCACGAUAAAAGACUGAUCGAAUUCCCUUCCAUACUCCUCCCUCCCAAUAUAUCGUCCGGCAGCAUCGUCGACAUCACCGUAUCAAGGAAUCUUGCCUCGGAACAAAAGUCCCAGCAAGGCUUCCUCGCCCUCCAAGACGCAAUCUUCUCUACCUUUGGUGCCUCAGAACCGCAAGCCCCCAUCCUCCGAUGCCGAAAUGCAACCCAAACAUCUGUAGUCCUAGAAUGGGACCCGAUAGAGCUGGCCACAGCAGACUGUAUCUCCCUAUCCUUAUUCCGCAAUGGGCAAAAGGCCGGAAAUAUCCCCCGGCCGACUACUAUGCAGGUGACGAAGAUCAGCGGCCUGGCAGUCGAUACAGAAUACACGUUUCAGCUGGUAUUGCGGACUACCGCGGGGACAUUCAAUAGCGAGAAGUUGGCGGUGAAGACGCAUAAGAUGACGGAUUUGAGCGGUAUCACUGUUACGCCUGGGAUCUUACCCGCGCAGCUACGAGACAGCCUUUCUACUGCCGUUGAGAGGAUAGGAGCUAAGCUCGCGGAUACGGUGCGCAUUGAUACCACACAUUUUGUGACUACGGAAGGGAGGGGCAUUGCGUGGGAGAAGGCCGUUGAGAUGAAUAUCCCCGUUGUGAGACCAGAGUGGGUUGAAGGUUGCGAGAGGGGUGGUAGGAUUGUUGGCGUGAGGCAGUACUACCUCGACGCGGAUCCCAGACAGCGCCAGAUACCUGACCUGCAGCAACAGCCUCCAACGCCAAAGGAGGCACCGCAGAGCCCGACAACUAAUGGGAAGACGAAUGGCGCGAAUGGAACUCCAGUGGAACCUCCCACACCUCCGGCAAAGGAUACUCCCAAGGAAGCCGAGGAAGAGAGCAGUGAGGACGAUGAAGAGGACGAGGACGAUAGGUCGACCGUACCGGACGAGCAGAAAGUCCGGGUCGAGGACCGCGAGCAACACAAAGUAGCACUGCGGCCCGGAAAACUCUCGCCAACCGCGGAGGAGAAGGAGAAGGGAAAGGAAGAGGGCGAGGCUGCUGAUGAUAAUUCUGGGUCUGGUAGUCAGACGCCUGGAGAUUCGAAUUUCCAGGAGGUUGCUCUUUAA
Venustampulla echinocandica is the source of this 1992-nucleotide messenger RNA. RefSeq lists its product as uncharacterized. Gene Ontology annotation, cellular component: exomer complex; trans-Golgi network. The coding region runs from base 1 to 1992 and encodes 663 amino acids. The record is from RefSeq and is a predicted model, not a curated record. Gene Ontology annotation, biological process: conjugation with cellular fusion; Golgi to plasma membrane transport. NCBI's taxonomy places the organism in Eukaryota, Fungi, Ascomycota, Leotiomycetes, Helotiales, Pleuroascaceae. Gene Ontology annotation, molecular function: protein dimerization activity. The transcript is spliced from 3 exons.